AUGUCGGCCAAGGCCGAGGCCGGCUUCCUGAAGGAGGCUUCGCGGCAGAUCCUGGCCGGCGGCUCCGCAGGUCUUGUAGAAAUUUGCCUGAUGCACCCCCUCGAUGUGGUGAAAACCAGGUUCCAGAUUCAGAGAUGUUCAACUGAUCCAAACAGUUACAAAAGCUUAGGAGACAGCUUUCGAACAAUUUUCCGAACAGAAGGGUUGUUUGGUUUUUACAAGGGAAUUCUACCACCCAUAUUGGCUGAAACACCAAAAAGAGCAGUGAAGUUUUUCACCUUUGAGCAAUAUAAGAAAUUGCUAGGAUAUGUGUCACUGUCACCAGCAUUGACAUUCGCCAUUGCUGGACUAGGGUGUGGACUGACAGAAGCCAUCGUGGUUAACCCUUUCGAAGUAGUAAAAGUUGGCUUGCAAGCUAAUCGGAACACAUUUACAGAGCAACCAUCCACCAUGAGCUAUGCAAGACACAUCAUCAAGAAGGAAGGCUGGGGACUCCAGGGCCUCAACAAAGGAUUUACAGCAACGUUGGGACGUCACGGAGUUUUCAACAUGGUUUAUUUUGGCUUCUACUUUAAUGUCAAAAGUAUUAUUCCUGUCAAUAAGGACCCAACCUUGGAGUUUUUGAGAAAAUUCGGGAUCGGUCUCCUCUCGGGCACAAUAGCCUCAGUCAUUAACAUCCCUUUCGAUGUUGCCAAAAGUAGGAUUCAAGGGCCUCAGCCGGUUCCUGGAGAGAUCAAGUACAGAACCUGUUUUAGAACAAUGGCCACAGUCUCUCAGGAAGAAGGGAUUUUAGCUUUGUACAAAGGUCUGCUUCCCAAGAUUAUGAGGCUUGGACCAGGUGGAGCGGUGAUGCUGCUGGUUUAUGAAUAUUCCUAUGCAUGGCUUCAGGAGAACUGGUGA
Messenger RNA from Pipistrellus nathusii (Nathusius's pipistrelle), 900 nucleotides. Lineage: Eukaryota; Metazoa; Chordata; Mammalia; Chiroptera; Vespertilionidae. The record is from the annotation of a GenBank genome assembly.